ACUCUAUCUAUGAAUAGUGUCAUAGUCACACGAGUCACACUGGGAAGUGUCUUAAGUAGAAGACUUAGACAGUAAGUAACCUUUUUUGGAAACUUACGUAUAUAAAUUGAAACUAGAGACAAAAAUAACUCGAGAAGGUUUAAUAAAUGAGUGUUUAAAAAGUAUUGUUUAGAAAUAUAUAUUUUAUUUAAUAGCCAAAAUAUGCAGAACCCUAAUGAAGACACUGAGUGGAAUGAUAUUCUACGAUCGAAAGGUAUCAUUCCACAAAAAGAAAAAGAAGUCACUGAAGACCAAAUUGUGUCUAUGUUAGAGGAAACAAUUGAAAAAAAAACCUCAGAUGGGAAAAAAUUGUCCGAAUUAGAUUUGGAUGAGCUAGAUGAAUUAGAGGAUUCAGAAGAUGAAGCAGUGCUAUUGGAAUAUAGAAAUAAAAGAAUAGCAGAACUAAAAGCAUUAGCAGAGAGACAAAAAUUUGGUUUUGUUGGUGAAAUUUCUGCUCAAGAUUAUAUAAAUGAAGUUAAUAAAGCCGGUGAAGGAAUAUGGGUAGUUCUGCAUUUAUAUAAGCAAGGUAUACCAUUAUGUGCAUUGAUUAAUGAGUAUAUGAAAUGUUUAGCAGCCAAAUAUCCUACGGUUAAAUUUUUAAAAUCGAUUUCAACGACUUGUAUACCUAAUUAUCCUGAUAAAAAUCUACCAACAGUGUUUGUAUACUUCGAAGGAGAUAUGAAGAAGCAGUUGGCAGGGCCGCUGGAAUUUAGAGGACCCAAUCUCACACAAGAUGAAUUUGAAUAUAUUAUUGGUAAAACGGGAGCUAUUGAAACUAAUAUAAAAGAAGAUCCGAGGCCGAAGGUGAAAGAUAAAUUGUUUUCUGAUCUCGCGGAAACGAAUGAUUGGUAAUUGAUUAGGAAUAAAUUUUUUGAAAAUCUUAAUUUUUCCGUGUAGUAACAGGUUUUCCCAAAAUUAUUCGAGAUUUUUUAUCGAUUUUUCAGUCAAUACUGUAUUUAUAUGAUUUUAUCUAAAAUCAUCAAUAUUACAAAUCUUUAAAUAAUUUAUUCAAAUAUAUCUUAUUUGAGUGUACACCAAGAAAAAUAUUUUCUUAGCGGUAUUUUGAUCAUAAAAAGGUUGAUAAAUUGUCAUUUUAAAUGUUUGGUGGGGGUAAUUCAAAUCAAUAAUAAAAGAUAUGACUCCAAUAUACUGUUUUUUAUAUAUAUUUAAUAUGUAUUUGAAAUACUUACAUACAUACUUUUAUUAUAAAAUAAAGUUCUGUUGUCAA
This is a messenger RNA of Diorhabda sublineata, 1267 nucleotides long. It is a transcript of the gene viaf, whose product is annotated as viral IAP-associated factor homolog. The record is from RefSeq and is a predicted model, not a curated record. Bases 202 to 891 code for a protein of 229 amino acids. Gene Ontology annotation, biological process: protein folding. Gene Ontology annotation, cellular component: cytoplasm. The transcript is spliced from 5 exons. Lineage: Eukaryota; Metazoa; Arthropoda; Insecta; Coleoptera; Chrysomelidae.